Lacerta agilis (Sand lizard) is the source of this 1275-nucleotide messenger RNA. RefSeq names its product caveolin-2-like. Bases 244 to 735 code for a protein of 163 amino acids. Gene Ontology annotation, molecular function: molecular adaptor activity. Gene Ontology annotation, biological process: caveola assembly. The record is from RefSeq and is a predicted model, not a curated record. Lineage: Eukaryota; Metazoa; Chordata; Lepidosauria; Squamata; Lacertidae. The transcript has 3 exons. Gene Ontology annotation, cellular component: caveola.
CCUCCAAUCUAUGUUGGCCAAGGCUGAGAAUAGAACUGGAGUCAAGUUCCUGCACACAGAUGGAGAGAAAUACUGUGCAAGUGAAGAGUGGACAGGCAGGUUAAAUAAGAACAGACAAGGCAGUUUCAGUAAAACACGAAGCCUAUGCAACAAAAGGAAGAGUUAGAGGCAGAAUUAUAAAGAGGGGCUUGGCAGAGUUACUGGAUUCCCCCUUCUGAGAGAGCAGCAGUGCCUCCUAGCAGGAUGAUCAAUAACGAUUAUCUGAUUGAGUGCAAGUUGGAUCCAGAAGACCCUCAUUUGCAGGAGCCGGGAUCCCCCAUAUUCCUGCAGUCCACUAUCAACACACCACCCAAAGCGGACCCUCGGGACCCGCGUGGGAUCAACCAGCACCUUAAGCUGGAAUUCUCCGACAUCCUCGCUGAACCUUCCUCGUUUCGCAGCUUUGACCGGGUUUGGACCUGGAGUGACAUCGUCUUUGAGAGUUCACGCCUCUGGUGCUACCGCGUCAUCUCGCUGCUGUGUGCUGUGCCCGUCUCCCUGUUCUCGGGCUUUCUCUUUGCCUGCCUGGGCUGCCUGCACAUCUGGUGUGUGAUGCCCUGUAUCCAGCUCUGCACAAUGGCAAUGCCUCCGGUUCGCACCCUCUGGGCCAGCAUCCUGGAUGUUGUGGUGGCCCCACUUUUCACCAGCCUGGGCCGCUGCUGCAGCGCCAUCUACCUCACCGUGACUCAGAAGUGACACAGAGACGCCUCCUCCCCCAAGACCCACGGGCCAAAGACUUUCCUUCCCAUUUCAUUCAGAUCCACUAAACAGCAGAGAGUAGAACUCACAGGGAGCUUUUAGCCUUGGGUCAGAAAAGGGGAAUUGUGGGCGAAGGAGCAGGCCAGAGGGAAGGAAAACCAGGAGGCCGGAGGAUGAGAGAAAUGGUGCUUCAGAGAGAAGUCUCAAAAUGAAACAUCCGUGUUCUGUACUCUUAUUGUCAUGCCCCCGCUUUGUCCAGACCUGCAGAAAGAAUUCCACAUUAUUCUACGUGUGGGCUCUCCAUAGUCCUCCCUGUGAUCCUUGGUUCAAGGGUGGUAUAAUUUUUUAAAUAUAAUCAUCAUCAUCAUCAUCAUCAUCAUCAUCAUCAUCAUAGGAGGUGAGGAACUUUCAAAAAAUACCCACCUCCAUCCCUGAGAUUCUAGCUGGCUCAUCUGUCAGUUAGUAUCUCAGAGACAGGGAAGGGGAUUCACCCAGAGGCGUAGGAAGGUCAGGUGGUACCCGGUGCGGAAAAUUUAU